Aspergillus nomiae NRRL 13137 is the source of this 639-nucleotide messenger RNA. RefSeq names its product DnaJ domain protein. NCBI's taxonomy places the organism in Eukaryota, Fungi, Ascomycota, Eurotiomycetes, Eurotiales, Aspergillaceae. The coding region runs from base 1 to 639 and encodes 212 amino acids. The record is from RefSeq and is a predicted model, not a curated record. The transcript has 3 exons.
AUGUCUUCCGAUGAGCAAGAUGCCUUGGAUGCCCUGGAAAGGGAAGCGUCCGACUUUGUCAAGGACGCCGAGAUUGAUCGCAUUAAGAAGGCAUUUGCACUAGACGCAUACGCCGUCCUCGAUCUCCAGCCAGGAGUUACUGAAUCCGAUAUCAAAGUACAAUAUCGCAAAAAGUCUCUACUUAUCCAUCCUGAUAAGACAAAGAAUCCAGCUGCGCCAGAUGCGUUCGAUCGUCUUAAAAAAGCCCACUCUACACUAAUGGAGGAGAAGUCGCGCACGUACCUCGAUGAAUGUAUCGCAGAUGCGCGACGGCUGUUGAUUCGUGAACACAAGUACACAUUGGAUUCGCCUGAAUUAAAGACAGAAGAGUUCAAGAAGGAAUGGCGUCAGAAGACAGUGCAUGUGUUGCUAGAAGAGGAGGCGCGCCGGCGAAGACAAGCCAAGGCUAAGUUACAAGAGGAAGGCCGUGAGAGGCGGAAAGAAGAGGAGGAAAUUGAAGAACGAAAGCGGAAGCGAGACCAGGACAAGGCAUGGGAGGACAGUCGUGACGAGCGUAUCAGCAGCUGGCGAGAUUGGCAGAAAGGAAAGAAGAGUGAAGGAGACAAGAAGAAGAAGAAGAAAUUGAAAGUCCUGGGCUGA